AUGCCGCGCUGCUUGCCCCGCCCCUCCAGGCUCUUCCGGGGCAGGCGGGGGAGGGGAAGAUGCUUAUGCGGGCGGUGGGACAGCGCGGGGGUCUGCUGCUGCGAUCACAUCCCGGUUCCCCAGGCAAGUGCUUUUCCCCGCUCCCUCGAACCGUGGCUCCGUCGUCCCUCUCCCCGGCAGGGCAGCCCUAAGGGCGUCCGGGAGGUGUCAGCCCCGUUCCCGUGCCCCGUGGGCGCUGGGCCGGUCCCUCAUUGCCUGUUUCUCGUAGGCAGAGCCUGUCUGAGCCGCACUGAGCUGAAGGCCCGCGAUGAACGCAGCGGGGAGAAGGAGGUGGGGGUGUCCUACCAACUGUACCCCGGACACAUCCCCACCAGCUCGCUGCAGAAGGCUCUGCUUGCCGCCGGCUCGGCGGUCAUGGCUCUUUAUGACCCCUAUAGACAUGACAUGGUGGCAGUCCUUGGGGAGACCACAGGCUGCCUUGCCCUGCCCAGACUGCGAGACAAGAUGAAACACCACCCAGAAGGCUACCGUAUUCUCCAGGAACGGCCUCGCAUCCGUCUCUCUACCCUGGACAUGGCCAGGCUGCAGAAGCUGCCAGCCGGCUCCCUGGGCCGAGAGUACGCCCGGUUCUUGGAGCAUAAUAAGGUUUCUCCGGACACCCGGAUGCUACCUAAGUUUGUUGAUGAUGAGGAGCUGGCAUAUGUGAUCCAGCGGUACCGUGAAGUCCACGACUUGAUGCAUACCCUGCUGGGUAUGCCAACCAAUAUGCUAGGUGAGGUUGUGGUGAAGUGGUUUGAAGCUGUCCAGACAGGGCUACCCAUGUGUGUCCUGGGAGCAGCAUUUGGCCCUGUCCAUCUCAGUGCACGAAAGUUGCAGGUCCUGGCCACCCAGCUGGUUCCCUGGGCAAUUCACAGUGGGCGCAAUGCCAGCUGCAUCCUGAAUGUCUACUACGAGCAGCGCUGGGAACAGCCAGUGGAGUCCCUGCAGGAGGAGAUCGGCAUCUUGCCUCCCCCAGAUGUUCGAGUAUGAGAGCUCAAACAUGGGGAGGGGACAGGGAAUCCCCCUUGGCAGACAGCAGCCAUCCCUUGGCACACUCCAUCUCCUCCUGCCUGGCAGUGCAGCAUGGUUCAGCUACCAUCUGUCUGAGGAAUGAGUGUUCUUCUGCCAUGAGCUGACACCUUCUUGGUGGUAGAGGCUAAGUGGCACCUCCCUGUGCCAUGACAAAACUUGACCCAUUUUGCUGCUUCUAAUUCAGUAGAAGGAUGACAAGUCUCAGUGUGCCUUUGCCAGCUGGGUCUGGCUGCUUAGUUCCCCCUGUCAGCAGGGCUUCCACACUGAUGCCCUGAAAUGUUGGGAUGGGGAAAGAGCGGAGUUGGUUUACAACUCACAGUGGCAAACUUCUGCAGUUCUAGGGCUGUGUAGGUAAAUCCUCCCUCCUAGGCUCCCCAGUAAGAUCGAGGCUUAAAGCCUGGAGGCUGCCCUGGACUGGAGCUAAACCAGCAUUUACAGAGAAGCCCAUGAGAAGGUUUGGUGUGUGCAACAGUGAAAUCCCAUCUUGUACUGGUGCCUGACUGAUCUUGUGAUGGAUGUGCCUCACACCUUUGAGACCAGGCAGUGUGCAAUUGCAUGCUCAUGGAAGCAGGCAGGGGAAAACCUUUAGGUAUUAUCCCUGCUGGACUGACUGUUUGUGAACUAUUUCCAGUCUGCUGUGUCUCCCUGUAAUCCUUCCCCAUGAAAACUGCUCAAACCUGUAUGAUUGUUUUGGGUUUUCAAUAGGAACCAUCCCCUCCUUGGGCAGUAAAACUACUGAAUCAGGAAUAAGGAGCUGAAUCCUGUGAACACAGGAAGGGUGUCUGCUUGCACUGUGUUUUGGAGCUGAUUCCUGUCUUGAGUUAAUUACACAAGGCUCCAGACAACCAGCAGCUGCCAAAUGCAAGGGCAGUGAGCCACGGGGCCAGAGGCUCUUUGUGCAUGUGGGUUGACUGUUGAAAUUCCUUCUUGUUUAAUAAAAGUAGAGCUCAUGGUUUGU
Molecule: messenger RNA, 2029 nt
Organism: Indicator indicator
Lineage: Eukaryota; Metazoa; Chordata; Aves; Piciformes; Indicatoridae
Gene: COQ4
Product: coenzyme Q4
Exons: 6
Coding region: 1-1029 (342 amino acids)
Biological process (GO): ubiquinone biosynthetic process
Cellular component (GO): mitochondrial inner membrane; mitochondrion
Source: RefSeq, a predicted model, not a curated record